Molecule: messenger RNA, 3566 nt
Organism: Thunnus maccoyii (southern bluefin tuna)
Lineage: Eukaryota; Metazoa; Chordata; Actinopteri; Scombriformes; Scombridae
Gene: lrguk
Product: leucine-rich repeats and guanylate kinase domain containing
Exons: 20
Coding region: 276-2618 (780 amino acids)
Cellular component (GO): cytosol
Molecular function (GO): GMP kinase activity; protein binding
Source: RefSeq, a predicted model, not a curated record
UUUCAACAAGCAGGCCUGUCGAGUUGCUCACAAUCCACCAUCGCUCUUGGGUGCAAGCAGACUACAUGACCCAUAGUUCCUUUCACCUUCACUUCUUUUAGCGUUGCUAAGCGACGACGGGAGGCAGGCGACGCGUCUUGUUAAAACCUAGUGUUAACUUGCUAGCUAACAAGCUGGGAGACGGAUAUUCAAACUUUUACCUCACAAAUUCCUGACUUUAACUGCUUUGGGAUUCACCCUAGUGUCAUUUCUCGCCGAGCUUUCAUCAUGAAAUAAUGAAGGAAACGAGUCGACAGUUUUCCUCUGCGUCGCCUAGCUGCUGCUGUCCCCCAGGGUCCCUCACAGACGCUCGCUUAGCAGAGGCACCCAGCUGCCAGGAGCCAGAAGAAAACGAAGAGAUGGAGAAGGAUGGUGUUUUAACUGCUGAGGUGGUGUCCAGCUGUGUAUCUCACCUUGGACGCAUUUGCACUGGACUGCAGUACUUCUACCACCACCUGUCUCUGCCUAGUCACAGUCUUAGAGACGUCUCCAUUUUAUGCAAUUAUGUCUAUCUUCAAAAGCUGGAACUGCCACACAACAAAAUUAAAGAUUUAUCCUGUGUGAGCCACAUGCCUUACCUCAUCAUCUUGGAUGCUUCUCACAAUCAAAUCUCCAACUUCUUUGGAUUCCAGCCACCCAAGAACCUAAAGGAGGUCAAUUUCUCCCACAACUGUAUGACAAAAAUGAAGGAUUUGUCUGCCUAUACAUCUCUUUGUAAACUGGACCUGGACCACAACAGCUUCAGUGAGAUCAGUGGUCUUGAGCGCUGUUGCAAGCUCACCCAACUCAGCUUGGCACACAACAAGAUCUCAAAGAUCAACGGCCUGGACAACCUGCCUCUCACAGACCUCUGCCUUAGGGGGAACCAGAUGGAGAGGAUCGAAGGGUUGGAGAAUCUUAAGACUCUGAAAGUUCUCGAUUUGUCCCUGAACCGUGUUACCAGUCUGUCUGGCCUCCAGAACCUCCACCUGCUGGGCUCCAUCAACCUGGAGAAAAACCUGAUAACAGAAAUUCAAGAGUGCAAGCACAUUCAUGAUCUUUUCCUGUUGAGGGACCUUAAUCUUCUGAGAAACCCUGUACAGGAGCAGCCAGAUUACCGGCUGUCAGUCGUCUUCCUCCUUCAACAUCUGAUGGUGCUGGACCAAGAGAAAGUCACAGCUGAAGACAAGGUGUCAUCGAUAAACAAGUAUGACCCUCCUUUGGAUGUGGUGGCAGCCAGGGAUCACAUGACCCACCUGGUGUAUCAGCUGAUGCAGCCUCAGGUUCUCUAUGAUAGUACUCUUCCCAGUGCAGACUCUCCGUAUCCUAUGCUGGUGCUGACUGGUCCUCAAGGCUGUGGGAAAAGAGAGCUGGCCCACAGACUGUGCCAAGAGUUCAGCGAAUACUUUGCCUAUGGAACCUGUCAUACCACAAGGGGGCCUUACCUUGGAGAAGAGAAUGGAAGUGAUUAUCAUUUUGUCAGUGAAGAAGACUUUCAGAAUAUCAUUCACAUGGGUAAGUUUAUCCAGACCAUGCAGUACGGGGGUCACAGCUACGGUCUGACCAGAGAUUCCAUAGAGGACGUGGCCAGAGAAGGACUUGCCUGCUGUGUGCAUAUGGAACUAGAGGGUGUGUUGAGUCUGAAGAACAGCCACUUUGAGCCUCGAUACAUCCUGCUCAUCCCCACCCAGUUGGAGAAGUACACGGGCCACCUGAAAAGCCGCGGCCUCUACACCCCGGCACAGGUCGACAUGGCCGUGUCACGUAUAGAACUCUACGCCAACUUCAACAGGCAACGGCCAGGCUUCUUUGAUAAUGUUAUCCCCUGUGAUGACUGGGAAGAAGCCUACCAGAUGCUGGGGCAGGUAGUGAAGGAUUACCUGUUGCUCGAUGAGCAGGGAGAAGGAGAGAACAACAGCCGAGCGUCUCCAGACAACACAUCCACAGCCUCAGGUCACGGGCCAGAGGAGAGGCCACCCUCAGACCUGUCAAGGUCAGGAUCAGGCACUAUGUCACUCUCUGCAACAGCUCUGGAUCCCUCAGAUCCCUCCUACAGAAACUAUUUUACCAAGAUCCAGGCACAGCUCAGCCCUCAGAAGAGCCCUGCUGAGCUGGCUUCCAUCAGGAGGCGUGAGCAGCUGGUGAGAGAGGCUAUAGUGGGGAGGAGUCCAGGGGUCUACAGCCAGCUCUUCAAAAGCUCUGCUCAAACAGCACCAUCAUCACUACUGAGUCAUGAUCCUGGUACCCAUUUUAGUGAAGACAGUAGCUCAGAUGAGUCUCAUGCGAGUUCAGUGCUGUCUGUACCCAGUUCAGCCGGGGCCUUGUCUGGCUUAGUGGAGCCACUAGACAUGUCUGUCCAGGGACAUACCUUGGAAGACCACAUGACAUCUGACCAAACCCCCAAUGCUGCCCGCCCAGGCACAGAUCAACUAGCUGCUGUCACGACUCCCUCUUCUGAAAGAAGGCCCGGAUCCAACGUCAAGCCCAUCCUGCCACCAAUCCCCACUGGACGCAAGACCCCUGCAGCACUCAGCCCGGCUCCCUCACCCAGCCCUAACCCAGCGGGAAGAGAGGAAGCAGAGGCAAACAGGGAGGGAUAGCUUUUAAGGGUUUUUGAAAGUCUGAAAGCAAACCAAGUUGGACAUAUUCAUAAUUAAAAUGCUUUCAACAUUAACAGAAAGUGUCUCAAUCAGUGAAAUUCUUUUUCUUAACAUGAAACAGUACUCAAACUAUAAGCUCUGCCUCAAGGUAACAUCACAAAUCUGAAGAGUCAACCGCAAAAUCACAAAUUUGUUGCUAUCAUACCACAAACUACACAGACUGAUGUGAUACGCCCAAACCAAACACUUGAGGUUUCACUGUCAGCACUUGCCUUUUCCUGUGAUCUGUUGCUCGUGCCACAACACGUCUGGAUCGUUUGCACUUGCUAUAUUCUGUAUGCAUGAUAAAUGAUGACAUUAAUGACCAUAUAUAAGGUCACUACAGUUUAAUUAUAAGUAAAGUUGUACUCUUCCUCUUCAUAUAAUAAUGGGCUUACUGGUUUACAUAAUGCUGACACACAUGAUGAUGCAGUUGCCACCUGUGUGCACGGAGACAUUGACACUCACACAGAUUGAUGCGUUUGUCAGUCAGUCAUGCUGAAAUAAAAAAUAGUGUGUCGAAGCAACCAGCUCUAUUUGCAUUUUAACCAUAAUAUGUACAGAUUCAUUAUGGCAGCUGGAAAAGUUCAUGUCUUCAAAGUACAUGGUGCAUGUUAUGUCUUAUAAAUGCAGCAUUAAUUUUCCUGACAAGGAAGUGGCAUUAUAUUUCCUACUCUUCAGUAAUCUCAUCAAAUUGGAUUUGGCAUUGACAUGUUGAUACUGAUCAUUUAUGUGUAGCGUGGAGCUCUUGUCAUGGGAUGAUAAAUACAUCAUUAAUCUUUAUCUCUUCUGAUGGGAUUAUUUAUUCAACUGGAAAUGUGCUCAUAUGGAAGUUGUUGACAGUUAUUGAACAGUGAGCCAUCAUAAACAAGUUAGUGUCUGUGUGUGAGGUUUUUUUUUUUUUUUAGC